AUAUUUCUGUGAUACUAUAACCAAAAGGCACAGCUCUUUUGUUGGGAAACCAUGGGAAGAUCACCUUGCUGUGAUAAAAAUGGGCUCAAGAAAGGGCCAUGGACGCCGGAGGAAGAUCACAAGUUGAUUGAUUACAUUCAAAAACAUGGGUAUGGAAAUUGGAGGACACUCCCAAAGAAUGCCGGUCUUCAAAGAUGUGGGAAGAGUUGCCGCCUUCGAUGGACCAAUUACUUGAGGCCUGAUAUCAAGAGAGGGAAAUUUUCUUUCGAAGAAGAAGAAAUAAUAAUUCAGCUGCACAGUAUGUUGGGCAAUAAGUGGUCUGUUAUAGCUGCUCGGUUGCCCGGAAGAACAGACAAUGAAAUAAAAAACUAUUGGAACACUCACAUUAGAAAGAGGCUUCUCCGAAUGGGGAUCGAUCCGGUCACUCAUAGUCCUCGACUGGAUCUCCUUAAUCUCUCCUCGAUUCUAAGCUCAUCUCUAUACAACCAAUCCCAAAUUAACAUUUCAAGGUUACUAGGAGUCAAUUCAUUGGUCAACCCUGAGCUUCUGAAGCUCGCCACUUCUUUCAUGUCAUCUCGACGUCAAAACCAGAACCAGAACUUCCUUCUUACCAAUGUUGAUGAAAACCAGCUCUGCAGCUCUCAUGUCCAAAACCAAUACCAACAAUUAAUGCAAUCGAGCCAUGAUCUACCAACGCAAGUCCAACAACUCCCAGCCUGCAGCUCGUUGAAUACUAGUCCUUGUAGUAUUACAUUUUCCAAUGAAGCUGAACUCAUGAAUAUGGACCAAUUCCCAUCAAAUUUCUCGGACUUUAGUGACUGGCAAGGCGAUGCGUUACCUUCAAAUUUAACGGAAGAUUACGUGCCGGUACCGCCAAACUAUGACUAUUACGGCUUUGAUCAACAUAGUCAAACCGUCAUGGAUCCUUCAUUAUCCGAUACCUCAAAUUUCCAAUCAAACAAUAGCAACCCAAGUUUCGGUUUCACCGCGUCAGUUUUGUCGACGCCUUCUUCAAGUCCAACUCCGUUGAAUUCGAAUUCGACACAUCAACGGUAGCAGCAACGAAGACGAAAGAGAUAGCUAUUGCAGCAACCUUUUGAAGUUUGAAAUUCCAGACCUCUUUGAUGUUAAUGAUUUCAUGUAGGUCCAUAAUCAAAACUCAAAAAAGGAGUUUCCCUUUGUGUCAUUUUUUUCUGGAUUUAGUUGAGGUCACGAUACUUGUAAAAUUUUCUACUAAUAAUUAAUUUUGUAGCAUUUUCAUUAAGCUUGCUGUAUCAGGGAACAA
Messenger RNA from Hibiscus syriacus, 1285 nucleotides. Its product is annotated as transcription factor MYB102-like. The coding region runs from base 52 to 1056 and encodes 334 amino acids. Lineage: Eukaryota; Viridiplantae; Streptophyta; Magnoliopsida; Malvales; Malvaceae. The record is from RefSeq and is a predicted model, not a curated record. The transcript has 3 exons.